AUGCAAAGUCGAUCUCAGCAAACUUUGGGAGCAAAUUUUGAAGUUUUGAGUGCAGGCGCCGAAAAAGCCCUAAGGGCUGGUUGUGAUGUCGACCUCUUGAACCAAGGCGCGUGCGUAGGAGAUGAUGUAUGCGUAGGAUGUGACUUGCCAGGAGCGAAUGCAGUCUUGCCACAACAAGACAAUCGCUUCCCGAACAACGAAUUGCGUUGCGAAGGCAACCGCACUUGCUCACAGAAUGUUUCGAGUGCCACAUUCAAGUUCGCUUCGCCUGGACAAGUCAUGGUCUGCAUCGGAGAUGUGACCUGCACAGAUGUUUGGAAGGUUUCAAAUGUGGGGGCGGCGUGCUGUUCAUCUGCAAAUGAUGGGGACACUUGUUCCAAUUCAUCCUUCAAUUUGACGGCAAACGACGCCCUUUGCCAAAAUGAUGUGUGCUGUGAUGGCACUCGGGUGUGCACAAAUUCUACUAUGGACGACGUUGAAAGCCUCCUUUGCCGAGGUCUUCUUGCCUGUUCCGACUCACAGGUGAUCUUGGAGCAAGACUUGUACUGCAACGCCACCUCAGAGUCCAAUCCAUCAUCUUCCGGGAGCACUUGUACCAAUAGCAGUUUCACUUUUGUGGCCAAUGACACGCAUGUGGUGGAUUGCCUGGGUGACUUCGUAUGCGAGGACUCCACCUUCAGCUUCAAUGAAAAUUCCGCGAUCUCUUUCGAAUGUGAUUCCGAGGCUGCAGGUACAGGAGGAGGACAGGGUGCGUGCAACGAGGCCACAAUCAACUUGGCACCUGGCACCCAGCUCGAGCACCACUACCACGGCUACGACGAAGACCAAGACGAUUUACCUCGCAACCGCCGCAAUCGCCGAAACAGGCUCCUGGGGGGCGACUGGACACACCUCUUUCCAUCGCCCAAAAGUGGUGAUCCCUUUGCAGUCUUCAAGACUUUUCAGGAGGAGCUGUCGAAGAUGGCCGAUGCCUGCGAUGCCUACAACGAUGCCUCCGCCAAUCGUCCCUUCCCGGAGUGCUUUCCGAUGUACGUGAACAAUCCUCGACUAUUGGAGUUGAGCGUCAGUCUCUAA
Molecule: messenger RNA, 1074 nt
Organism: Cladocopium goreaui
Lineage: Eukaryota; Dinophyceae; Suessiales; Symbiodiniaceae
Source: the annotation of a GenBank genome assembly